UCUAAGCCGCGGCGCUUCCCGGAUCACGUGGUAUGUCCGAUUACGCGAUAUGGCUCGCGCGCUUAUAAAUAUGGAUUUCAGCAGCUCGCGAGACGGAUCGUCCAUAAGAAGUUGAUCUCUUUGUGAAAAGGGCUUUCUUUUUUAUUUAUUUAUUUUUGAAAACAUUUUCAAGCCCCAGCGACUGUUAACUCAAGUUAACUCGGACACCCGCCGCUGUAUUGAACUGCACGCGUACAUAUCGAUCGAUAUCGCCGAAUUUCUGAUGGACGGUGGGGGCUGUCCUUUAAACGGCGGCGGUGGACGUGAGGGUCGGGGGUCUGGACCUCAGCAUGGCAUGAUCACGCUUGAAGAUCUCGAGUCUUUCUCCGAAGAUCAGCUCUCAGACUCCGGCACAGGCGGUUCUGAAGAGAGGGAGAUGAUGGAGGAUGAAGAGCAGAACAGACUGCUCGGUUACUGGCAGGAAGUGGCGAGAGGACACCUAAUAGACGUGCCGAGAGAUAUGGCAGAACCUAUUCAGCAGCUGGCAACCAAUAAUAAUGGCACACACCAGCGGGAAAAGGUUCCCUUCACACUUAUAUCAUGCAAGGAGAAGUGUGGAGAGGUACUUUACGAGAAGCGCUCCUAUGAUAAAGCGCGGUGGGCCUGCAUCACCAUCAAAGGGGACACAUACGAACAGAGCAUCGGUUACGGCUUCAUGAAGAUCAUGAAAUACAUUUGCCAGCAGAAUUCUUUAGGCAUUUACAUGGGCAUGACCAUACCCAUCCUGACCGUGGUGCGAACAGAGGAGGCGCACUCCUCCUUUUCUAGUGCCGUCACCGUGGCGUACUAUCUGCCCUCAAACCACCAAGCCCAGCCACCACAGCCUCUUGACCCGGACAUAGUGAUUGAGGAGUGGCCAGCCACUACGGUCUACAGCAGGUACUUCACGGGUGCUACAAACGAGACGACCAUCAUGACUCAGAUCAACACACUGGCCGAAAUUCUGGACUCUCCUGAGCUGUAUGUGACCAGCGCCUUCAUCGUGGCUGGCUACACCAACCCUGCAGCUACACACCGGGUUAAUGAGAUAUGGUUCAUUCAGAGGCAGUGAAGGGUAUUCCAGCGGAAACACCCGUCCCUGCACCUGCUUAUUCAUCCCCGGGCUACAGCUUGUACAAACACACUGCUCUGAGUGAAAUGAAGCUGACCAUCAUGAAGAUGUAACAUUUAUAAUAAUCGUAUACUCUGUUGCAGGCCUGUGUGUUCCAAUUUUAUGCAUUAUUCUGAAAAAUCUGCAUAUUUGUGAUGUAAAAUGUUAGCUGAUUUUACUUCACAGCAAAAAAAAAUACUAAUGUGAGGCAAGGGGAAGGGGGUGGGACUUCCUGUUUAUUGUCGGUCAUUCUAGGUGAUUGGCUCAUGUUUUGUUUUUUUUUAAAGAAGGGUGGGGACGACUCGUUUUUUCUUUGUGCAUUUUUUUUUUUUGGAUAAUAUACUCCGGUGUUAAAAUGCAAAGUUCCUUUACACAAAAUUAUGUGUAAAGUUUUGACCGAUCUUUUUCUGUCCUGAUCUGUUGCCUGUGUUUUCUUGUAGCUUUUAUUCCAAGCAUUAUAAAACCAAAUUUUCUACAUAAAAAACACGUUUAAGUUUUAAUGCUGUCUGUGUUUUGGCAUUACUGCUGUUCCUUAGAAAGCUAGAAGAAAUGAAUCUUCAGUACAAGAAGAGCUUAAAGUGUAAUUAAAUAUAGGUUUAGCUUCCACGCUUGCACCACAAACGAUAGACGUCCUACCAUAAAAGGUUAAUACAAGAAAAGUGCUUCAGUUACACUCAUCCUGGGGCUUUAAAGCGAAUGCUAUGGAAGUAAAAUAUUUUAUAUCCAAGGAUGGGAUAUGCGAAGAAAGAACUUCACUGUGCUGUAAUGUAUAUGUGACCAAUUAAAAAGGUUUGACGUCAUUCGCCAUCGAUCGGAAACCGGCUUCUACUUCCUGUUCCCUGAUGGUCCAGUUGAGACGAUAUGACCCUUCUAUAAUUCAUACACUAGACACUAGAGUGCAUAUGUGUAUUGGAUUAUGUAUCAUUUGGGAUGCAGCUUUAGUGAAUGGGUUUUUAUGAUGAGAUUGAGUUUAGAUGUUAUUUCUAAACUCUGUAU
Molecule: messenger RNA, 2125 nt
Organism: Hemibagrus wyckioides
Lineage: Eukaryota; Metazoa; Chordata; Actinopteri; Siluriformes; Bagridae
Gene: soul3
Product: heme-binding protein soul3
Exons: 5
Coding region: 263-1090 (275 amino acids)
Source: RefSeq, a predicted model, not a curated record